Parnassius apollo (apollo) is the source of this 2118-nucleotide messenger RNA. NCBI's taxonomy places the organism in Eukaryota, Metazoa, Arthropoda, Insecta, Lepidoptera, Papilionidae. The record is from the annotation of a GenBank genome assembly.
AUGAAGCGGUCACGUGAGCUAGCGUGCGUGUCGCGGGAGCACCUGUCAAUAAUCACCGGCUAUGGUAACAACGGUCAUAAUUGGCCACCGAGUGAAAUUGCAACCAGCAACGAUCACAUACGGGAGUUUUCGUGUGGCAAUCUGUUUUACCGUACAUUAUAUAUGAAUGAAGAGAGAAAUACGCUUUACGUGGGCGCUAUGGAUCGAAUAUAUAAACUAAACAUGACGGACAUCAGUCAGUCACAUUGUGAGCGAGACGCCUUACUACUGGAAGCAAGUAAUGUAGCACGAUGUGUAAGCAAAGGAAAAUCAGAGCCGUUUGAGUGCAGAAACCACAUUCGGGUGCUACAGCCUCUUGGUGACGGGGAACGAUUAUAUGUAUGCGGCACAAACGCCCAUAGUCCCAAGGACUGGGUUGUUUACUUAAAUCUGACUCAUCUACCGCGACACGAGUACGUGCCGGGGGUUGGCCUCGGAGUAGCCAAAUGCCCUUAUGACCCGGCGGAUAACAGCACAGCAGUGUGGGUCACUCAGGGCAACCCUGGCGGACUGCCAGCGUUGUAUGCCGGAACCAAUGCUGAAUUCACCAAAGCGGAUCCAGUCAUUUUCCGCAAUGACCUCUUUGAUUUCCGGACUGGACAAAAGAGGUUUAAUUUUAAGAGGACGUUGAAAUAUGAUUCAAAGUGGCUGGACAAAACGAACUUUGUUGGGUCUUUUGAUGUCGGAGAAUAUGUACUAUUAUUUUUUCGAGAAACCGCAGUAGAGUUCAUGAACUGCGGAAAGGCUGUAUAUUCUCGGGUAGCUCGGGUUUGUAAACAAGAUACAGGUGGAAAGCACAUACUUAGCCAGAACUGGGCCACUUAUUUAAAAGCAAGGCUCAACUGCAGCAUAUCCGGGGAGUUCCCUUUCUACUUCGAUGAAAUACAGAGCGUCUAUCAAAUACCAGGCGAUCCCACUCGAUUUUAUGCGGCUUUCACGACGGGUGCAAGUGAUGGGCUAGUCGGUUCAGCCAUUUGUACUUAUACUAUGGAAGAUAUACAAAAUGCUUUCGCCGGACGCUUUAAGGAGCAGGCGACUUCAAGUUCGGCGUGGUUACCAGUACUAAGAGCCAGAGUGCCUGAACCUCGUCCAGGUACUUGUGUAAACAACACAGAAGCGCUUCCGGACAAUGUGCUCAAUUUUAUCAGGUCUCAUCCCUUAAUGGACUCUGCAGUGAGACACGAGGGUGAGGCACCUGCAUUCUACAAGAGAGAUUUGGUGCUCACUACUUUAGUUGUGGACAAGCAAUUUGUUGACAUGCUAGGUGACGAUAUCACGUACACCGUCUUCUAUGCAGGCACGAGUACCGGCGAGGUGUACAAGAUAGUGCAAUGGGCCGGUGGCGGGUCUCGAGUAGCGGACGUAUGGCGUGCGGCGGGAACCGAGGCGGUGCGUGCCCUUGCGCUAUCACGAGUCACGCACGCACUCUAUCUCGCCACAGACAACCGCCUCCGACAGUUACCACUAGGAGCUUGCAUGCAUCGGUAUGACAGCUGCGUGCGUUGUGUCCUAGACCCAUAUUGCGGGUGGGAUAAAGAAGCUGGUGUAUGUCGUACAUAUACACCAGGAUUGUUGCACGAUGCCACUAACUCCACGCCAUCGAUAUGCGAAGCAAGUGCACCACAGAGAACAGUAAGAGCGGGAUAUGGGCAAAGUGUGCAUAUGUCAGCUUUCGGGAAGACUCCGGAAGCGCUAAAAGACCAGAACGUUAUCUGGUAUCAUCAUUCUAGGGAAAAAGGACGUUACAAAAUUAACUACAAUUGGGAGCGUAUAUUGCAGACCUCGGAGAGGGGCUUAGUAUUGUUAUCAGUGACCGAAUCCGAUCGCGGUCGCUACGAGUGUUAUUUUGGUCCCACGCUAAUCGCGUCGUAUAAUCUUGACAUUGAUACCCAAAGGUGUACACAACCAAGCAGAUCUCAAGAAUAUAAGCAGGUUUACUCGGAUUGGUGCCACGAGUUUGAAAAAUAUAAAAGUGCAAUGAAAGCAUGGGAAUCCCGGCAGAUGCAAUGCUCCAAAAACCUGAAUGCAUCGAGCCAGCAAAACAAUAUGGAUAACGAAAUAGUGGCCUCACUGCGGUGA